Monopterus albus (swamp eel) is the source of this 3344-nucleotide messenger RNA. It is a transcript of the gene gjd1b, whose product is annotated as gap junction protein delta 1b. The record is from RefSeq and is a predicted model, not a curated record. Bases 1059 to 1979 code for a protein of 306 amino acids. Gene Ontology annotation, molecular function: gap junction channel activity. The transcript is spliced from 2 exons. Lineage: Eukaryota; Metazoa; Chordata; Actinopteri; Synbranchiformes; Synbranchidae. Gene Ontology annotation, biological process: cell-cell signaling. Gene Ontology annotation, cellular component: connexin complex.
CGCUUGGUCUGGCUGCCUACUGGCUCAGAGAGAGAGAGAGAGAGAGAGGGGGAGUGGGAGGCAGGUGUAAGGCGCAAACAGAGUGAGAGAGACUGAGAAAUCAAAUGUGGAAGGAAACAAGAUGAAGGGAAGAGAAGAAAGGAGAGCUGCCUCUUGUAAACCACGCUGAGAGGAACAGAGAGAAAGGCAACAAGGAAGAAAGCAGCGCCUCUUACACGGUUUUGAGCAGAGGGAGGGAGGAAGGAAGACGGUGGAGGACUCUGAUGCCUCUCUCCAGAGCUGCCUGAACCACACCAGGUGAGGAGAGAAGCAACAGAGAGGAAGAAAAGAAAUACCUCCCAAAGUAGCUGGAAGAGAGGACAGACAAAGAGGAGACAAGAGGGAGAGAGGAAGAAAUGAAGAAGAUGGGAGAGUGGAAAGCAAGCAAAGGUCCCUGGUUACUCAGGUUCACAUGACUGUAUGGACCUGAGCCCAGCCAGCGUUACUGCAAGAUGAUGUCAAAGAACCAGUGUGUGAGGGUGGAGUGUUAAUGUACAAGUGAUGGAUGUCUGUUUGAACAAACUAAGGCUGCUCCUCAAAACUCAGUGGAAGUACAUGGUGUCACUGUGUGUGUGUGUGUGUCUGUCAGUGUGAGAACAGCUGACCGACCAGCUGUUUUAAGAGGUAAACAGGGUCAGGUGCCCACAGAGGAGCAAAGUGGGAAGAGAUGCUCACAUGAGCUGGUGCAUGCACGGAGAGUUACGCGCACAAGGCUGCACAGCCUGCACAGAAGCUUCAGUCCAACCAUCUCAGGUGCAGUUAAGGCUGUGAGUGCGAGUGUUUUUGAAGCAGACACAAAAAAGAAGACAGUGAGAUCACAGUGAGGAGUCACUGAACUUCUUCGGGGUUUUGACUCCUCUUUGACAUCAAACCGAUCACCUGAAACUGCUCCCUACCUCAUCUUACCUCAACAAGUGGACUUGAAGACUCUUAUUAACACCAGUACUGUUACUCCUGCUGACUAGAAGUGGGGUCAGCCCUGAUUUUCUGUGCCCAGUGGAUGCCUCUUCACUCCAACCAUGGGUGAAUGGACCAUCCUAGAGCGCCUCCUAGAGGCCGCAGUGCAGCAGCACUCUACUAUGAUUGGAAGGAUCCUGCUGACAGUGGUGGUGAUCUUCCGUAUCCUAAUCGUGGCCAUUGUAGGGGAGACGGUGUACGAAGACGAGCAGACCAUGUUCAUUUGUAAUACGCUGCAGCCGGGCUGCAAUCAGGCCUGCUAUGACAAAGCCUUCCCCAUUUCCCACAUCCGCUACUGGGUCUUCCAGAUCAUACUGGUGUGCACUCCCAGUCUCUGCUUCAUCACCUACUCCGUCCAUCAAUCAGCGAAGCAGAGGGAAAGGCGCUACUCUUUUCUCUAUCCCAUAAUGGAGAGGGACUAUGGGGGUAGGGACGGGGCGCGAAAGCUCCGCAACAUUAAUGGGAUUCUAGUUCAGCAUGGUGGUGAUGGAGGAGGAGGGAAGGAAGAACCCGACUGCCUAGAGGUGAAGGAGAUCCCCAAUGCCCCACGGGGCCUCACCCAUGGGAAGAGCUCCAAGGUUCGCCGGCAAGAAGGGAUCUCCCGCUUCUAUAUCAUUCAGGUGGUGUUCAGAAACGCACUGGAGAUUGGCUUCUUAGCGGGCCAGUACUUCCUUUAUGGCUUCAGUGUGCCUGGGAUUUUUGAGUGUGACCGUUACCCAUGUCUGAAGGAGGUGGAAUGCUAUGUGUCCCGGCCCACAGAAAAAACAGUGUUCCUGGUUUUCAUGUUUGCGGUGAGCGGAAUCUGUGUGGUGCUCAACCUGGCCGAGCUCAACCAUUUAGGUUGGCGCAAGAUUAAAGCUGCCAUCAGGGGCGUUCAGGCCCGCAGGAAGUCUAUUUGUGAAAUCAGGAAGAAGGACAUGGCACAUUUGUCCCAGCCACCCAACCUGGGGCGCACACAGUCCAGUGAAUCAGCCUACGUCUGACCAUGAGGAGAAGAAAAAGAAGAGGGGUGGGAUGAAUGUGCAAGAGAGAGGAUAAAUUAAUUAUAAUUUUAAUUUAAUGAAAAUGCUGUGGAGGUCAAACAAGGUGACAUCUUCUCUGUGAUGAUGAAAUGAAACAGAAUGUAAAAAGACCAAACCAGCUCCAGCUGUACAACUUUAAGAAUUAAGAACAAAUAGAAGAAAAAGAAAAAUGACAAAGCAUAGAAGACAAUAAAAAGUUCUCUUUCUCAAAUGAACAUGAUGAUCUACGUCUCACAGGGAAAUAUUCCAACUGCCAUUUUAUACUCUUGUCUUUUAUAACUAAUUGCAUUCUUCUCUGCCCUUCGUUCCUUUUGAUGGGAGGUACACAAUCUAUAAGGGGGGGAAGAGGGCAGCACUAGAGAAGAGGGGAAAAGAAGAGAUUAGACAAGAGACUGUUUUGUGUUUUGGGGGGAUAUUGGAAGAUGACAGCGGUGUUAGACGCAUCUCACGGUGCUUUUCAUCUGGAUUGUGUCAGCCUCAGUGAAAAAAGGGAAGACAGGACAGGGAGGAUGAGCAGCAACAUCAAUAAAAGAGGAAAGGAAGAACAGUCAAAGCCAUGACAGAAAGAGAAUGAAGGCGAGCAUGAAAAAUAGUAGGAGGCAGACAUCACACUCUGGGAAAACAUAUGAAACAAUUGAGGACUGAGAGAAGAGAGCGGACAUUUUUCUUUUGCUUCCUCUCCUUGCCGGAGACUCGAGGUAGACUGAAGCCAAGAGGGAAGGAGCUGCCUCUGAUCAAUGUCAGCAUCGCCUCCACUGGAAUGUCAUCACGAGCCAAAACCAAGUGAAGAAGACUGAUGAUGUUUAUGUUUUGUCUCUUGGCAAAAGAUAAUUUUAACACAAACACAUCAAGUACCAUAAACACUUUUUUUUCCUCUCCUCUAUCUCUCGCUCUCUCAGCUACACAGAUGUGAUGACCCUCACUGCUCUCCUGCUACGUAAAUGUUGGAGAAGGACCAGUGAACAAAUGAACAAACAGUGUGUAAACAUCAGUGUCUCCUGAAGCAAAAGCCAAACUUCCCUCAUUCCAACAUUCCCGUUUGCUGAUGGAUGACGUAGAAACAGAAAGGGGAGGAGAAAGACGACAGGAGCUUGUAGAGAGAGGAAGAUAAUUUUAUCACAACUAAUUUUAUAAAAUAUAUCACCAAGAGUUAUAAAUUUUUUUGAGAAAGCAAUGGUGCCAUCCAUGAAAAGUUAUGUAAAGUAUAUCAGCGUAAUGUUAUGUAGAAUAUAGCCAAAUAGAUUUAUUUAUCUUGUGAGCAGGUUGGUUGGGACAUGAUGUUGCUGUUUUUUUAAAUGUGUAAAUUGUCUGUACUUUUUUUUUUUU